Messenger RNA from Durio zibethinus, 1303 nucleotides. It is a transcript of the gene MED6, whose product is annotated as RNA polymerase transcriptional regulation mediator-like protein. Gene Ontology annotation, molecular function: transcription coregulator activity. NCBI's taxonomy places the organism in Eukaryota, Viridiplantae, Streptophyta, Magnoliopsida, Malvales, Malvaceae. Gene Ontology annotation, cellular component: mediator complex. The record is from RefSeq and is a predicted model, not a curated record. Gene Ontology annotation, biological process: regulation of transcription by RNA polymerase II.
ACAUAUUUUUUUUUUCAAAGAAAAAAGAGAAAUUAAGAUAUAGCAUAGUUUUUCAAAUUUGAUAAACUUAAGCUAUUAAAAACCCUUGCAACGAUUAUAUUGUCGGUGUUACGACUGCGUCUCUUGCGAGCCGUCUUUAUAUCGUUAAAGAGCGUAACAACCGUUUUUUAACUCCUUUUUGACGAAAAUCCCAAAUAGAGCCAACCCCAAAAUGGCGACGCCACCGCAGGCGGCGGCAGGUGGGAACUUCGAAGCACCACCACCGCCGGCGAUGCAGCCUCCUGGAACGGAUAUGACAGGUAUAUGUUUCAGAGAUCAAUUGUGGCUGAACACGUAUCCUCUUGAUCGAAACUUGAUCUUCGAUUACUUUGCUCUGUCCCCGUUCUAUGAUUGGACCUGCAACAACGAGCAGCUGAGGAUGCGUUCCAUUCACCCUCUCGACAUCACUCAACUCUCGAAAAUGACCGGCAUAGAGUACAUGCUUAGUGAAGUUAUGGAGCCACACCUCUUUGUUAUCCGUAAGCAAAAGAGGGACAGUCCAGAGAAAGUCACGCCGAUGCUGGCAUAUUACAUAUUGGAUGGUUCCAUUUACCAAGCACCACAGCUUUGUAACGUCUUUGCGGCUCGAGUUGGACGUGCUCUCUAUUAUAUAUCAAAAGCUUUUACCACUGCUGCAUCAAAAUUGGAGAAGAUUGGAUACGUUGAUACUGAAAAUGAGAGUGAAACUUUUGAAUCAAAGGGUGGUAAAGAGGCAAUUGACUUUAAGGAAGUUAAGCGUGUGGAUCAUAUUCUCAACUCCUUACAGCGAAAGUUACCACCAGCUCCUCCACUGCCCCCAUUUCCAGAUGGCUUUAUUCCCCCUGCAACAACAGAAGCAGAGAAAGACCCAGAAAACCAGCAAGCAGUAGAAGCUCAACCCCCUGCUGUUGAUCCCAUCAUUGAUCAAGGUCCAGCUAAGAGAAUGAAAUUUUGAAGUAGAAGAGCCACCACCUUGUUUUUCCCAUUUCAAUAGAGCAUUAGAACUCUUUUAGGCUCGUAUUAGCCCCUAGCUGAGAGAAGGGAAUAUCUAAUGUAAUGAUAAGUGUCUGUUGAGAAGGGAAUUUAACUGCUUAUGCUAAGCAAAAAUUAAACUCAUCAUCCAGACAUUGAGCUGCAUUCUGCUUAAUUAUGUAACACAAUCAUUUUCUUACCAAGAUGUGAUUUAUUCUCCAUGUUUCCUAUAUUUUGGCGAUGUUGAAAUAUGGUUUAGAGAAGUUUCGAGUUCCUUUUGGUUCAUAAAUUGCAGUUGGAAACCUCUAUAUGU